AUGAAGCUGCCAGCUGGGCCGUUCAGUGAACGCGCCUCCCUCUUCCUGAGUGGCUUUUCCACUUUUUGUAGCAACACUGAAAAGGAGCGUCUGCUGAGUGAUUUUAAUCGGCCUCAGCCCAGUCCCCGGGUCAGGACCUCCAGUGCGCACAGGAGCGGGAGCCACGCUCGGGAUUUAGACUACCUCAGCCAGUAUCUGCGCCCCCGGCUGUGCACGCUGGGAAAAGGGGACAACGGCUACGGGUUUCACCUCCACGGAGAGAAAGGUAAGACGGGACAGUUCAUCCGGUUAGUGGAGCCCGACAGCCCUGCCGAAACCUCGGGGCUCCGCGCCGGAGAUCGGCUAGUAUACGUGAACGGGGAGGACGUGGAGAACGAGAGCCACCAGCAAGUCGUGUCCCGGAUACGAGCCACUAUGGGCCGGUUGGAGCUCAUAGUGGUGGACCCGGACACGGAGCAGCUGCUGAAGAAACACAACUUGAAGUGCCUGAAAGCGUUUGUUACCGACGGGGUCCCGCUACCCUUCGACGAGGAGGAAAAGGAGGAGGAGGACGAGGAGGAGGAGGAGGAGAAGAAGAAGGAGGAAGAGGAGGAGGUGGUGGUAGUGUUGGAGGAAAAGGAGGAGGAGGAGGAUGGAGAAAUGAACGGGACAGAAAACGGAGAUGAGCCGCGAGUGGAGGAGGAGGAGGAGGAGGAGGUGGUGAAGCAGGAAGAGACACCUGAGGAGACAACCGAGGAGACGCCUGAGGAGACACCCAGAGUCACGCCUGUACCAGAGAGUAACGGAGAAAUCCACGGACACGUGGAGAAGAAGCUGAGCAUCAGCUCCGAGAAGGAGGUGCACGCUGAACUGCGACCACGUCUCUGUGUGAUCCAGCGAGGCACCAACGGAUAUGGCUUCAACCUGCACAGCGAGCGGGGACGGCCGGGACAGUACAUCAGAGCUGUGGAUGAAGACUCUCCAGCAGAGAGGGCAGGCCUGCAGCCCAAGGACAGGAUAAUAGAGGUGAACAAUGUGUCGGUGGAGGGUAAGACGCAUUCAGACGUCGUUGCUGCCAUUAAAGCAGGCGGUCAGGAGACCCGGCUGCUGGUGGUGGACCCCGACACAGACACCUUCUUCAAGAGGUGCCGGGUGGCCCCCACCACUGAGCACCUGACUGGUCCGCUGCCAGAGCCCAUCAUUAAUGGAGGAAUGGAAGAGAAGGUGAAUGGCAGAACAGCAAAAGAAGCGGCGCGAGACUCGAGGCUGUCAGUCAGUCCCUCUCCAUCCAACGCCUCCUCCAAUGCCUCGCUCACAACCCCAACCGCAAACACCCCGCCUGAGGGCGCAAUCACAGAUGCCAUCCCAGCUCUCAACAUGACACUGCAGCAGGUCAAAGAGCUCGCCCACCAGAAACGCUCCAACAAGAGAGCCCCGCCCAUGGACUGGACCAAGAAAAACGAACUCUUCAGCAAUCUAUAGGGCACAUCACCUCACCUGACACACAGACACACAAACACAAUCCCCACCCCACCCCCCGCUCCACUUCACUUCACUUCACUUUCUUUUUUUCUUUUUUUGGGGGGGGGGGAUUCCUUCAGACCCUUUUUUUUUUAUUAUUAUUAUUAUGUUAAAGAGAAAUUCCAGCCAUCGGAUAAAUUAUUCCUUUUAUUAUUACUCCUCAUGUUAUUAUAACCCAGAUAUUAUGCUACAUAAUGUCCUACUAACAAGAAAAGUGCAUAUGCCGAUGAACUGAGAGAACUGGAGCAUGAUAAAGUGAUGGUUUUCUGAGCGUAUGUGGAUCCUGACAGUCCCUGCUCACCAGAGUCCGGAGCCACGAAGGAGUGCUUAGAUUAACGAGCCGCUCCUCUGUCUCCUUAUCAGCCUUUUAAAAGUUUUAACUAACCUUUAAAACACUGAAGUGUCUUCUGAUAAAACAGCGUGACAAUCAAUACAUUUCUCUCUGUCGUUUGUGGGGAGCAAACCUCUGACAGAAGACUGAGUUGAUCUACUUUUCAUGUCCUUUGUUUCACUGGAUUUCUUUUCUGUUCUCUGAUUAACUUUUUUAUUUUCUUUUAGAGAGAGCUCACCUUAGAGCGCUUUCUUCCUGAAUAUCCUUCUAUGUUGGGAAAUGCUUACUGAUGCCUUUUAAAACUGGAAAUUGCUGUAUUUUAAAGUGUGUUCUAUUAUAAUAUAUGUACAUAUAUCAUAUAGCAUGUAUAUUUUUUACACAUGAGUUAAAUUCCACUGUGUAAUGAAUGUGGUCUCAACUUUAACCCUUUGUUGCAACAGUGUCCUCUGCCACUCAACCAUCAUCUUUUAUAAAAUGUGAACUCCAGCAUAUUAUUAGUAUAACUUAUAACGCCCUUAUAACCAUUAUUGUUACUGUGAAUGGCUGCUUACACACAGUUCACAUUUUUAGCAUACUGAAUAGAUUUAUUGCUUCAACAGAAAUUAGAAAUUGUGAGAUUUAUUUUUUUUUUUUUACUUAUUUUUUGUGUUAAGAGCUAUAAUUAUGUAGGGUUUGGAUGAUGUUCAUAAGAAGGAGUAUCUGUGUUUCUUUAGAUUGUAUGCAUUUGUCCAGUAUUGAUAAAGGCUAUCAUUUCAUUGAAUUAUAUGAAGAGUUUUUGUAGUUUUGUGUAAGCAGUAAGAGAUUUCUACUCUGUAAUGCGUCGAUCAUCGCAGCAUUAUCCUGUUAUCUGAGAAUAAAUAAAAGUACUAUACAGUG
Molecule: messenger RNA, 2707 nt
Organism: Archocentrus centrarchus (flier cichlid)
Lineage: Eukaryota; Metazoa; Chordata; Actinopteri; Cichliformes; Cichlidae
Gene: nherf1b
Product: NHERF family PDZ scaffold protein 1b
Biological process (GO): protein localization to plasma membrane
Cellular component (GO): apical plasma membrane
Molecular function (GO): signaling receptor binding; protein-membrane adaptor activity
Source: RefSeq, a predicted model, not a curated record